AUCCAGUUAGGGCAAGCAGCCCUAGCGCACCAUUUUUGCCGCUAGGACACCUCAAUCAAGCGAGACCUUCAUCUCCAGACCGACAACCCAUCGCGCCAACAACCAGCCUUUCGUCUCGCUGGAUAUUUUUCGAACAGAAACCCGGUGACAGGAGCAGGAUGUCCACAUUCGAGCCAGUUGUCGUUAUCGACGGCAAGGGACACCUCUUGGGUCGCCUGGCCAGCAUUGUGGCAAAGCAGUUGCUCAAUGGUCAGAAGAUCGUCGUUGUGCGAACUGAAGCACUCAACAUCUCCGGCGAGUUCUUCCGCGCAAAGUUGAAAUACCAUGCCUAUCUCCGCAAGGCUACUCGUUUCAACCCCACCCGCGGUGGUCCUUUCCACUUCCGUGCUCCUUCUCGCAUCUUCUACAAGACCGUCCGUGGCAUGAUUCCCCACAAGACCGCCCGCGGUGCUGCUGCUUUGGAGAGACUCAAGGUUUUCGAGGGUGUCCCUCCUCCAUACGACAAGAAGAAGCGUGUCGUUGUUCCUCAAGCCCUUCGCGUGCUCCGUCUUAAGCCUGGUCGCAAGUACUGCACCGUUGGUCGUCUGAGCCACGAAGUCGGCUGGAAAUACCAGGAUGUUGUUUCUAGACUCGAGGAGCGGAGGAAGGUCAAGAGUGCUGCAUACUACGAGCGCAAGAAGGCCGUUCGACGACAGCUCGCUCAGGCCCAGAAGACGGCUAAGGUUGAUGACAAGGUCAAGAGCCAACUGGCCGAAUUGGGCUACUAAGCAUCUGCGGUGGUUGUUGGCUGUGUCUGGAAUGAUGUGGAGGGACUAGGUAGCAGUAUGGUUAUCAGCGGGACCGUACAGCGAGCCUGGAAAGCCUCUUAAAUUUGGUCAUGAAAAAAAAUAAACGCUCUCAAACAAAUGGCAUGCUGGAAUGGACAUGGGGAGGGCCCAGGAGAAAUGGAUUCUUCAC
Molecule: messenger RNA, 957 nt
Organism: Talaromyces proteolyticus
Lineage: Eukaryota; Fungi; Ascomycota; Eurotiomycetes; Eurotiales; Trichocomaceae
Product: 60S ribosomal protein L16
Exons: 5
Coding region: 159-767 (202 amino acids)
Biological process (GO): negative regulation of translation; translation
Cellular component (GO): cytosolic large ribosomal subunit; ribosome
Molecular function (GO): mRNA binding; structural constituent of ribosome
Source: RefSeq, a predicted model, not a curated record